Messenger RNA from Cadophora gregata, 1038 nucleotides. RefSeq lists its product as uncharacterized. Gene Ontology annotation, cellular component: cytoplasm. Gene Ontology annotation, molecular function: palmitoyl-(protein) hydrolase activity; carboxylic ester hydrolase activity. Gene Ontology annotation, biological process: protein depalmitoylation. NCBI's taxonomy places the organism in Eukaryota, Fungi, Ascomycota, Leotiomycetes, Helotiales, Ploettnerulaceae. The coding region runs from base 1 to 1038 and encodes 345 amino acids. The transcript has a single exon. The record is from RefSeq and is a predicted model, not a curated record.
AUGUCUAUAUUUGGACAAUCACGGAAGAGCAUAGCUACCAAUUUACACGCCGACCAUAAUACUCAGCCACGUCACAAGCGCGACAUGGCUUCAUCCCAAAUUGCGGGCCACUCGGAUCCAAAGCCAGACCUUCACGCACCAGAUAUAUAUCCAGACCCUCUUAUCAUAACACCAGAACUCGAGCAUCGACAAUCAAUCAUCAUCUUCCACGGGCGAGGGUCUUUCGCUGCUAAAUUCGCUCCCCCACUCCUGGCGACCAAGGCAGCAGGCAGCGACGAAACACUACAGGCGGCUUUCCCUCAUGCAAAACUGAUUUUUCCAACUGCAUCGCGAAAUCGUGCGACUAUCUAUAAGAGAUCAUUGACGCAUCAGUGGUUCGAUAACUGGCAUCUGGAUGAACAUACUGAGAGGCAGGACUUAAUGGCUAAGGGCUUACGGAAGAGUGUUUUGUAUAUUCAUUCGCUUCUAAGAGAAGAGAUCUCGGUCGUAGGGGCGGAGAAUGUGGUACUUUGGGGCUUGAGUCAGGGCUGUGCUACUGCUUUGACAUGUCUACUCACUUGGGAUGGAGAGCCUUUUGCUGCAGUGGUGGGGAUGUGUGGAUGGCUGCCAUUCGCAAAUGUCAUGGUGGAUAUGAUGGCAGGGAAUCAGCCAAGUUCGGAAACACUUGAUGACGAGAACCCAUUUUCGCAUUCAGGAGACGAAGAUGGUAAUCCCUUUGCGUCUGAAGAAGCAUUAGGUCUCAAUGAUCGCGGUUCCGAUUCAGCACUUUCAGCGGUCAAUUUUCUGAGAGAGGAACUCGACAUGAACGAUGACCAAACAGAGACAUUCCGAAAGAUCCCCAUCUUUCUGGGACAUGGGACUGAAGAUGACAAAGUGGGAAUUGAGCUAGGGAGAGAAUCCCAGAAGUGUUUGCAACUACUGGGGGCGGACGUCAGGAUGUUGGAGUACGAAGGACUUGGGCAUUGGUAUUCGGAAGACAUGUUACGGAACAUCUUUCAAUUUUUGAAGCAGGAACUACGAGAUGAAAAGCUGAGAUAA